UCUGAAGGACCUGGAUUCCUCAAUCAGCACGACUCGAAGCCUCAAGUAGCGAAGCUUUAUAACUCAUCGCUCUCCUUCUAACCUGGAAAACUCUUAGUCACAUACCGCGGAACCUGUGCCGACGACAUUUGGCUGCCCAGUAUCGACGGGGACUUCUGGCCCGACGCGCCCUCGACGAUGCUUCGCGAGGGCCGCUUCGCCAGGAACACCAGCGCCAUCAUCGGUUGGACGCAGGACGACAUAACGCUGUACACGUCCCCCUCCAUCGCGUACGCCGAGGAGACGUACAAUUCGAUCCGCGCGAGAUACCCCUGGCUAAGCGAGACGAGGCUCGACGCGCUCCUGGCGCUGUACCCGGUCGCCGAAUUCCCCGCCAACACCACCGCGAACCGCACGAGCGAGUCGUACCGCGUGGCCCGGAUCUGGCGGGACGUGCUGAUGGUCUGCCAGCCCAUGUACGUCGCCCAAACCCUCUCGGCCGCUGGCAGCGACGUGUAUCUGUAUGACUGGAACCAGACAGUAACCGGCCCGGCGCUGGCUGCGGUGCGGGGUCUGUACGGCGGCGGCGUGCUGCACACGGGCGAGUUCGCGAAUACUUUUGGCAACGUGUCCGUGUAUGUCGUCAACGGGGUACCCGUUCGCUCCUGCGCCGGAGGACUUCGCGCUGCAGCACCGUGGCGCGCGGUCGUGGUCGACGUUUGCGAACACGGGGAGGCCGCGGAUGGAGGGGAAGGGUACACUCGUGGGGUGGGACAGCGCGUUUCCAGGCUCCAAAGAUGAGCCAUUCAUCUGGAUCGCGGGCGGGCCUAAUGAAUGGUUGUCCGCUGUCGAUGGGCCGGGGGCGAGGCCGGAGAUGGCGGAGCAGAAGCUGCACCAGAGAUGUGCGUUUACCAACUCGCCCGAUAUGAUUGAGCAGCUGAGAUAUUAGUUACAGUCUCGAGAUCUCAUGGCCAGGUGCGAGGCGAGAACGGCACUAUUGCUCGGAGCAGAGACGA
Molecule: messenger RNA, 995 nt
Organism: Microdochium trichocladiopsis
Lineage: Eukaryota; Fungi; Ascomycota; Sordariomycetes; Xylariales; Microdochiaceae
Exons: 2
Coding region: 178-780 (200 amino acids)
Source: RefSeq, a predicted model, not a curated record